Phaeodactylum tricornutum CCAP 1055/1 is the source of this 891-nucleotide messenger RNA. RefSeq lists its product with no specific name. The coding region runs from base 1 to 891 and encodes 296 amino acids. The transcript has a single exon. NCBI's taxonomy places the organism in Eukaryota, Bacillariophyta, Bacillariophyceae, Surirellales, Neidiaceae. The record is from RefSeq and is a predicted model, not a curated record.
AUGAAAAUUAUUUGCCGGAUGAUGCAGCUUCUUCCUUUCGGAAGUCCUUCUUCUCAAACAACACUUCUGGUUUCUCGCGAUAGUCACACAACCGAAUUCGAAGUUACAUCAAAUUCUACGAAGCUGGUUCAGCAGGAAAUGGCUUUCCAAAUCUUCUCACUGAACGACAAUGGUGUUGUCGCUAUGCAACAAGGAAAUUAUGCUGAAGGGGGAAGAUUUUUCCUUCAAGGUUUGGAUAGUAUACGCCAAAUCCUCGAAACGAAGGCUCCAGCUGUUAGUGACUCAGAAAGAGCUACCGCUUUCUGUAGCUUCGCAGCGAGCUUGACAUCUAAAGCUAUCGGCUCCGAAGCAUGUUGUGCAGUGGGGCCCAAGCCACACCACACAGCAUUAGAAAAUAGGACAUCAUGGCAACUUGAACAGCAGCACGAAGAUGCCUUUGAUUUUUUUGCAAGGGUCUUUUUGGUAUCUGCUUCGGACUUAGGUCAAAGUUCGUUCGAUGCUAUUUUGGGAGCAGUGUGUGUUUUGCUCUUGUUUAACGCGGGAGUUGCCUUCCAUGCAGAUGGAGUUCAGACCGGUAGGUCAAAGAUGCUUCUCAAAGCAUACAAAUUUUAUGAAAAGGCGGUAAGCAUUGUGCAACAAGAACAUCCCUCACCCUGGGAGGCAGGAAAACUCCCGCUCGUCUACCUUUCAGUACUGGCAAACAUGGCCCAUAUACAGUCAGAGCUUUUCGAAAGUGAUGCUCUUCAUCAGACACAACUACUUCUUGAGAAAGUUCUAAACUGUGUUGUUCAUCGCUUCUCGGCGGCCUUGGAAGCGCACGAACUCCGCUUUUUUCUGAUCAAGUUAAUGCUGCUCAACUGCCAGACAUCAAUUCAAGCGGCAGCUGCGUGA